AUGCCAAAUUAUAUUGGUUUGUCAACAAGGAUCUUGUUACUCUUUCUCACACUAUUAUCAGGAACAAAAUGGUCCGAAUCAGCAAGAGUAUUCACAAUCAUUAACUCAUGUAACCAAGUCAUUUGGCCGGCGAUAACUCCCGGUGACAGCUUCAACGGUGGAGGAUUCGAGCUCAAACCGGGCCAAUCCAUCGUAUUCAACGCACCAGUAGGCUGGUCAGGGAGAAUAUGGGGACGAACCGGCUGCAAUUUUGACAAAACCGGAACCGGAACCUGCGAAACCGGUUCAUGCGGCUCAACACUAAAAUGCUCAGCCUCCGGAAAACCACCGGCAUCACUCGCCGAGUUCACACUAGCGUCACUGGAUUUCUACGACGUGAGCCUCGUCGACGGGUUCAAUCUCCCGAUGUCGGUUACUCCGAUGAACGGAAAAGGAAACUGUAGCGUCGCCGGCUGCGUCGCCGAUUUGAGGCCAACGUGUCCGUCUGAGCUCUCCGUGAAAUCUAAAGGCAAAGUGAUCUCGUGUAGGAGUGCUUGUGAUGUGUUUGAUAGAGAUGAGUAUUGUUGCAGAGGAGUUUAUGGGAAUCCUGUUAAGUGUCAACCAACUUAUUACUCAAAGAUCUUUAAAGAAGCUUGUCCUACUGCUUAUAGUUAUGCUUAUGAUGACCCGACAAGUAUUAUGACUUGUUCUGCCUCCGACUACGUCAUCUCUUUCUGUUCCUCCAGGAGGAGACCGGUGUGCACGUACCAUGAUAACAAGCUAAUAUGCAGCGAUGGUUCUGGUGGAUUUAAGACGAUGAUUGGGAGAUUGUGGCUUGUGUUGAUGUUUUCUCUUGUUGUGUUAGCUAAAACUUCGUGA
This is a messenger RNA of Microthlaspi erraticum, 858 nucleotides long. The record is from the annotation of a GenBank genome assembly. Lineage: Eukaryota; Viridiplantae; Streptophyta; Magnoliopsida; Brassicales; Brassicaceae.